CAUGUGCGAGUAUCUAACACUGUCCGUGGUUAUCGUUCAUGAACAUACGUCAAACUGAUUUUAUCUCAACAUGUGAUUUUGUACAUGUUGGGAUACAGAUAGCCGAAGAAGAAGAAAAGCCUUCACUUCAAAACUCACCAUGGCAGAGAAGAGAAAGCUGCGUAAAACAAGCGCCUGGCAGCGCCUGAAGAAGCGCUGGAACAGGAAGGGCAUUGUGGAGAUUGACGUAGGCCACCCCAGCUAUAAUGAGCUGUGCUGCAUACGACAAGGGAUACGGGAGGUGCUCCUCAACUAUCCUCAGCUUGGUCCACAGGAUGAGUUGAGGACAGAAGACUAUGACCACGUUUUGGAGAAGACAAUGGUGAUAAAUAGGAAGCACUACACGUUCUGCAGUUAUGCCAGUGCUGUGUUCGCCACAAUGCGCCGAGCAAUUGACGUUGACGAAGAACAGUAUCAAAAAUCCUUGGCCCCGUCCGAGGCUCUUCCAUAUUUGGAGUUCCACAGCAACUCCCGAAGUGGCCAGAAUUUCUACUUGUCGUAAGUGCAGAAACUUUCUUAUCAGUCAAACAAAAAGAAGCCAGUCAGGUUUUUUCUGAGUAUUCUCAAGCAGUACUUGGCCCAUUUCCAAACCAAUCCACACUCACUGCUUGUGAAGUUUCUGGGUCUGUACUCUAUAAAGAUGUCAGGUAGAAAGCAGAAAUAUUUCCUGGUAAUGCAGAGCAUAUUUUUUCCAAGCGACAGGAUUGAAGACAAGUUUGAUAUUAAAGGAUGCUCUGCUGGGCGCUAUCAAAAGCCCAGUCCUCCAGGUUCUACCCACAUGGCUGUACUCAAGGAUCAGAAUUUCUGGAAAGAGUCCAUCGAUCUAGGUCCACAAGGAGAUUGGUUCCUGCAGACUCUGGAGAAUGACUCUAACUUCCUGUCUGACCUGGGUGUCAUAGAUUACAGCCUUCUGAUUGGUCGACAGCACCUUAGACAGGACGAGAGACGAGAGAGUAUCAGUAAUCUUGUGUGCCGUGUGCAAAAGUCGCUCCAUGAUCCCACAACUGGUCAAACGGAGGCAUUAGACACAGUAACAGAUGUGUUAAAGGUGGGAGAGAAGAGCUACGUGAGAAGGGAGACUACUCUGGACAGUUUACCGUGCUCUUUGGAAGACCUAGAUGAAAGCAGAUCAGACAGUGUUUUUGCUAACCUUUCAAGCAUAAGCCAGUCAAAUGAGGCUGGGAGUAAGGGUGGACAUAAUAAAGGGUGGACAUCAACCAAUGAAAAGUCUUUAUCAGUACCACCCGUGACAAAAACAAUACAUGGUAAGAAAGACAUGAAGUCUGGCAAAGCUGCGUGGAAUGGGACUGAAGACAAAGAGCGUGUCCGGCCUCGAUCCACGUUGGUGUCGCUAACAAACAGCGAUUAUGUGGAUGAGCAGGAAGGUGGGGCAACGCGCCGGCUACUGCCCAACUGUAAAAACUCCCUGCACAUCAUAGAUGGGCCCCAAUUUCGCUACUUUGUGGGAAUAAUUGACUUCCUCACAGUGUACGGACUUUGUCAGAAACUUGACUCCUUCCGAAAGAACAUUAAAUACUCGUGCGGAGACCACUCAACAAUACCGCCUGUCCCUUACGCCCAGAGAUUUCAACAAUUCAUUCGGGAAAGGACAAACUAA
This is a messenger RNA of Liolophura sinensis, 1657 nucleotides long. RefSeq names its product phosphatidylinositol 4-phosphate 5-kinase-like protein 1. Gene Ontology annotation, cellular component: plasma membrane. Gene Ontology annotation, biological process: phosphatidylinositol phosphate biosynthetic process. NCBI's taxonomy places the organism in Eukaryota, Metazoa, Mollusca, Polyplacophora, Chitonida, Chitonidae. The transcript has 10 exons. Gene Ontology annotation, molecular function: 1-phosphatidylinositol-4-phosphate 5-kinase activity. The record is from RefSeq and is a predicted model, not a curated record.